Aspergillus oryzae RIB40 is the source of this 804-nucleotide messenger RNA. Its product is annotated as yippee/mis18 family protein. The record is from RefSeq and is a predicted model, not a curated record. NCBI's taxonomy places the organism in Eukaryota, Fungi, Ascomycota, Eurotiomycetes, Eurotiales, Aspergillaceae. The coding region runs from base 1 to 804 and encodes 267 amino acids. The transcript is spliced from 2 exons.
AUGACGAGCGUGUCCUAUUCAUAUUCUUUAGUGAAUGUGCACUGGGCCAAGGUCUCAAGACUGGCUACAAUAUCAAACACCAGCAUUAGACUAGCACUCUUUAUGUUCCCCAAGUUCCUUCUCCCACCAACCGUGUUCCGUUCUCGACAACGCAAUGUGGGGUGCUCGUCCUCUACCGGACCCUCUACCAUACCCUCGCCCAUGGAUGAGAGCUGCCAGAAAUACCUGGGUGGCCAGGUAUCAUAUAUUCAAUGCUCUCGUUGCGCAACGGACCUAUGUUUGACUUCUCAGAUCAUCAGCAAGGGGUUCACUGGUCGCCAUGGCCGCGCGUAUCUCGUGUCGGCGGAACCUAUCGCCUGUGCCAUCAGUACAACGUGCUCACCGACAGAAACGCUCCCAAAUACCAUAAUGCAGAAACCCGUAUCGCGUCAACUGGUCACAGGUGCCCAUACAGUUGGUGAUAUCAGUUGUGCCUUCUGCGGGAAUAUUCUUGGGUGGAAAUAUGUUGCCGCUGAAGAAGAAGCGCAACGUUACAAGGUUGGCAAAUUCAUUUUGGAAACUAAACGGACUAUGACGUCCUCCUUAUGGGAGUCGGCUUCAUAUGUCGAGCCUUUUGCAUCUUCUAAGCCAAUGACUUCUGCCAAACUUGAGAUCGAUACACCGGGCGAUCUUGUGGAGUUUGAUAGUCACGACGAAGAUGAAUGCGAAGAUCUGUUUGCCGGUGUUUGGAGCCCUGGUCUGGCUAUACGGCGGCGAAGCCGCAAAUUGGAUCGUCAUACCUCGAUUUUUGGCCUUACGCCCUGA